Messenger RNA from Lemur catta (Ring-tailed lemur), 1973 nucleotides. It is a transcript of the gene FAM227B, whose product is annotated as family with sequence similarity 227 member B. The record is from RefSeq and is a predicted model, not a curated record. The transcript is spliced from 17 exons. The coding region runs from base 199 to 1800 and encodes 533 amino acids. NCBI's taxonomy places the organism in Eukaryota, Metazoa, Chordata, Mammalia, Primates, Lemuridae.
GAAGCAGGGCCGGGACGUUGAGGCCCGGCUUCACACCCCCAUCCCUUCGCCAGUUCUUUCUCGAGUGGUACCAAAUAACUGGGACGCGGUUCUCGAAAUGUACUCUUAAGGCGUAAAUUGCAACUCCAGUUUGGUCCCCCAACUCACACUGCCAUCUAAGGCCUGGCUGACUUCUCAUCUCUGCAAAAUUACUGCACCAUGGCAGGCCAACAGAAGAGUCGAUGGAUUAACAGCAGAGCUGGCUACCGGACAAUGCAAGAACCUCCACAGAACAUUGAAGAAUUCCUAAAGUUUCAAAACUGGGAUUAUUGGCCAAGGGAUAUCUAUUUUAUAGAUGAUGAUGAAUGGUCACGUACUCUGAACAAAAUAAAAGAUGAUAGUUCAUUUGAUUCAAUUUAUACACAUCUAUGGGAAAAUGUCUCUCGAAUAUUUGAAUCAAUCAUAAUCAUGGAGUCAAGAUUAAGUGAAUGUUCACUUCUUUUACAAAACCAUGCCUCUAAAAUAUUUGAGUGGACAAGCAUGAUUUGCAAACCAAGUUCCUACAGAAAAUUGGAAAAAUACAGGACAUUGCUAAAGAAGUACCAUAAGGAAGAAAAGAUAAUGCUUUCAGAUGAAAUGGAGACAGAGAAGAAUAUAGAGGGUUGCAGUUUCACAGGAUUCAAAUCAAAUGAGCUUACUCAACUACCCAGACAUUUGGAUGCUGAACGAAUUUAUCUUUUUAUUUUAAAAGCUCAUAACUUUGAGGAAAGAAUUUUUAAAAUCUGGAAGACUCAUUUUCUCUCAGAAGCAUCCAUUGCUCUUUUGCACGACUCCUUUUGGUGGUGGUUUCUCCAUAAAUUUAAGCCUGACAGACAAAAUCAAGAUUGCUUAUUUGAUAGAAUUUCAGAAAGUUAUGUGAUACUUUUCAUGAGCAUACCUCUAAGUCGAAAGGAUGCAUUCUUUCAGGUAUAUCCUGACUGUCUGGCACAAGCUAUCUAUGUAACAUUCCUGGAGGCAUUUCCAGAAUCUAGUAAACUCUUUAAUGAUGAAUUUAAAGAAGAUCUAGGGAAUAACAUUUUUCUUUGGUUAUCAGGCUUAAAACCUCAAAAAGGCUUUUGGACCCACUGGAAACUGAAAGAACUCUCCACAACAACCAUACAUGGUAGCAAGAAACCGCCUCCAAAAUCAAUAAAGGAAAGGAUCGCAAGCAGUCAAGAACGCAUAUCACAUACUAUUGACUUCAAUAUGGUAAAAAUUUUAAAGAACCCAAGAUCAUAUGCAACAUCCACAUCUAAGGACGAGUCAAGAUUAUCAAGACUAACAACAAAGUCCCAUUAUAGUAGCCAUGGUCCAGAGUUUAAUCGUGUUCUCUUCAAUAUUGGAGGUCAGAGUCCACUGAUUUUAUAUUAUCUCAAAAUGCAUGUGCUAGGUAGUAGUCCCAAAGUCCCUAAACGAACCAGGAUUAAACUCACUGAAAUCUCCCAAGAACCAUCGCCUGCUCCAACAUACCAUGAUAUUAUAAAGGAGGCAAGAAGACAAUUUGCAAGAAACGAAAAGGAUUUUAGGAUGGAAAAGCACAGAAUUAGUGAAGAAAUAAAAUAUCUAAAAUGGCGGCAAGAAAGAAUCAGCAAGGAGCUUGAUAGACUCCAAGCAAAGGCUACCAUGAAACCUCAUGAAGUUCAACAUGACUUUGAGAAGUUUCUACAUAAAUUGCAUACUGAAGCUCCAAUUGAGAGAGAAUGGACACCACAGUCAUCAUCAUCAUCAUCAUCAUCAUCAUCAACAACAGAAGACUCCAACUUUGAGGAAGAAGAAUUCUAAGAGAAACCAGAAAUGAACUCUAUUCAAGAAUGAUGCAUACAGUUCAGUUGUAUCAGUUUAAUUGUAGCAGUAUGUUUAAUUCAAGUCCAAUCCAUGAAGUCAGUAUUGAAUGUGUUUUACCAUUCAUCUUUAAAAUCUUCAAAUCAAUAAAUCUCAGUAAAUCAUUCUUAAAA